GACCCUGUGGCGAUUGGCCUGCAGCGGCGCUGCCUCACCAAUGGGAUGGGAGGUUGGUACAGGGGGGGACCGUUUUCUCUUCCCUUCUUCCUAGUCGCUGCGGGGCCUGGCGGAGCGAGCGCCGCGCGCCGGCUGAGGUUGUGCGGGGCCGGGCCCGAGCGGGAACAUGGCCGCGGAGCCGGAGAGCCCGAACCCCAGCGCCCGCAUCAUGACGUUCCGCCCCAGCGCCGAGCAGUUCCGGGACUUCAGCCGCUACGUCGCCUACAUCGAGUCCCAGGGCGCCCACCGGGCCGGGCUCGCCAAGGUAAUUCCCCCAAAGGAGUGGAAACCACGAACAUGCUAUGAUGAUAUUGAUGAACUGGUCAUCCCGGCUCCAAUUCAGCAGGUGGUGACUGGACAAUCUGGCCUCUUCACACAGUAUAACAUCCAGAAGAAGGCUAUGACUGUCCGGGAAUUUAGAAGAAUUGCAAAUAGUGACAAGUACUGCACACCCCGAUAUACUGACUUUGAGGACCUUGAGCGGAAAUACUGGAAGAACCUCACUUUCAAUGCCCCCAUCUAUGGUGCUGAUGUUAAUGGCACACUCUAUGAGAAGCAUGUACAUGAGUGGAAUAUUGGCAGGUUGAACACAAUCCUGGACGUAGUGGAGAAUGAAAGUGGCAUAACCAUUGAAGGAGUGAAUACCCCUUACCUCUACUUCGGCAUGUGGAAAACCUCCUUUGCCUGGCAUACUGAGGACAUGGACCUCUAUAGUAUUAAUUACUUGCACUUUGGAGAACCCAAGUCAUGGUAUUCCAUCCCUCCAGAGCAUGGGAAGCGACUGGAGCGACUUGCCAAAGGCUUCUUUCCAGGAAGUGCCCAGAGUUGUGAAGCUUUUCUCCGUCACAAGAUGACCCUCAUCUCUCCAUUGAUAUUGAAGAAAUAUGGCAUCCCAUUUGAUAAGGUGACACAGGAAGCUGGAGAAUUCAUGAUAACAUUCCCUUAUGGUUAUCAUGCUGGCUUUAAUCAUGGGUUUAAUUGUGCUGAAUCUACCAACUUUGCUACUCUUCGGUGGAUUGAAUAUGGAAAGCAGUCUGUGUUAUGCUCAUGUCGGAAGGAUAUGGUGAAGAUCUCCAUGGAUGUUUUUGUGAGGAAAUACCAGCCAGAUCGCUACAAGCUCUGGAAAGCAGGGAAAGAUGUGACUGCCAUUGACCACACUCUUCCCACACCAGAGGCAGCAGAGUUCUUCAAGGGGGAGCUCCUCCAGAAAGUCAAGAAUGGGAAGCAGUGCAGUGAGGAAAUAGAAACUGGGGAGGCAUGUAAAGAGGAUGUGGACAUGGACGAGAAGAAGAGUCUGCCCAAGCAUCGGAUAGGAACCAAGAGGCACAGGGUCUGCCUCGAGGUGCCCCAAGAGGUGAGUCAGAGCGAAGCCUUUCCGAAGGAGGAGCUGAGCUCUGUGCAGUAUGAGGUGGAAGUGGCAGAGCCUCCUGUCAGACCCACUAGUGAGCUUGUGCAGCAGGGCGAAGAUGGACUCCCAGUUUCAGAUUAUGUGGAUUCUUCAGAAGUCAAAUUUGAAGAACUGAAAAAUGUGAAACUGGAGGAGGAGGAGGAAGAGGAGGAAGAGCAAGAGGCAGCUGCCCUGGAUCUUUCCAUUCCUCAUUCAGUCAAUUCCACCUCGGCCUUCACUGCUUCUAAGCCGAGUUCAGCUUUCAGCCUUCAGCCCAGCUCUCCAGCAGAGUCUACGUCUUCCGACUCGGAGUCAGCUGAGCUAUUGCCCCGACGAACGCUCGGCCAGGCCACGGUUCUUACUGUCCAUAGCUAUGCUAAAGGAGAUGCCAAUGGCGCUGACAGUGAACAUGCUUCAGGGAAGAAAGCCAGCACUACAGCCAGUGUGAAUGAACAGGAGCUUGCAGAGGUGGCGAAGGAGUACAUGAGAUCAAUGAAAGAGAGUAAAAAGUCAAAGGGUCGUCGCCAGCCCUUGAGCAAACUUCCUCGUCAUCAUCCUCUUGUGGUUAAAGACUGCAUCAGUGAUGAUGAGAUGUCGGAGCAACUGACUCCUGAAGAAGAGGCUGAGGAGACAGAGGCUUGGGCCAAACCACUUAGCCAGCUGUGGCAGAAUCGCCCUCAGAAUUUUGAGGCAGAAAAAGAAUAUAAUCAGACCAUGGCUCAGCAGCCCCCUCACUGUGCUGUAUGCAUGCUGUUCCAGACCUACCAGGCAGAAUGUGGAGGCCAUGGUCAGAGCCCUGGAGUUGCUCCAGGUACUGCCACCAGGAAGGUACGAACCAAACCUCUGAUUCCUGAGAUGUGCUUCACUGCAACUGGCUGCAGCACUGACCUCAAUCUCUCAACCCCUUACCUGGAGGAAGAUGGAACCAGUGUCCUGAUCACCUGCAAAAACUGCAGUGUCUGUGUUCAUGCUAGUUGUUAUGGUGUCUCCCCUGACAAGGCCACUGAAGACUGGAUGUGCUCCAGGUGUACAGCCAAUGCUUUAGAGGAGGACUGCUGCUUGUGUUCAUUACGAGGAGGUGCGCUGCAGAGAGCCAAUGAUGACAAGUGGGUCCAUGUGAUGUGUGCUGUAGCUGUACUGGAGGCAAAAUUUGUGAAUAUUGCAGAGCGCAGUCCAGUGGAUGUUGGCAAAAUCCCCCUGCAGCGCUUCAGACUGAAAUGCAUCUUCUGUAAGAAGCGGAGGAAGAGAAUUGCAGGUUGUUGUGUGCAGUGCUCUCAUGGUCGCUGUCCUACGUCCUUUCAUGUCAGCUGUGCUCAAGCAGCUGGAGUCAUGAUGCAGCCUGAUGACUGGCCAUUUGUUGUCUUCAUUACCUGCUUUAGGCAUAAGAUUCCAUCCCAGGCAGAGCGAGCUAAAGCUGCUCUGCAGGAUCUCUCAGCUGGGCAAAUGGUCAUCAGCAAGCACAAGAACGGUCGUUUCUAUCAGUGCGAAGUGGUCAAUCUUACAAAGGAAACCUUCUAUGAAGUCAACUUUGAUGAUGGCUCCUUCAGCGAUAACCUCUAUCCAGAGGACAUUGUGAGUCGAGACUGUCUUCAGCUGGGUCCUCCUGCUGAAGGAGAAGUCGUGCAAGUCAGAUGGACAGAUGGACAAGUCUAUGGAGCCAAAUUUGUGGCCUCACAUGCCAUCCAGAUGUACCAGGUGGAAUUUGAAGAUGGAUCCCAGCUGAUGGCGAAGAGAGAUGAUGUGUACACCCUUGAUGAGGAGCUUCCAAAGAGAGUCAAAUCAAGGCUGUCAGUAGCUUCAGAUAUGCGCUUCACAGAAAUCUUCACAGAGAAGGAGGUCAAACAAGAGCGGAAGAGACAAAGAGUGAUCAACUCACGCUAUCGGGAGGAUUACAUCGAACCUGCCCUGUACCGGGCCAUCAUGGAGUAAGCACUGCCUAUGGUAGAGAAGGAGAGAUGCCAACCUCCCAAUGGAUUCUAACACUCCAGUACAACAGAGGCCAAACUUGGACAUUUCAAAUCCAUGUUUUUUUUUAAAAGGAAGCUACAAUACUGUACCCUGCAGUAGCUGAAAGGAGAUUGUUGGAUGGUGGAACCAUUCAGUGUUGCAACAGUGGAUGCCUGCCUGCAGGCUCCUCCCCUGAAGUUGUCUGCACUGAACAAGUAUCUGGCAAGCCAGCUUGGGAGUUCUGCCUUCCACAGCUUAUCUCCUCAAACAGUCUCUCACUGUUUCUGCUUGUCUGAGACAAAAUUGACAGGUGGCAAACUCUUCUGGGAACUUCACCUGGGCAUCUUGGCAGCUGCAGGAGGAUACAAAAUGUGUAGUUUUUGUUGAAUAAUGUUCCUGAUUCUGGGAGUCUCUCCCCAAUGGCCACACCUGCACCGAGCAGGCAGUAUUACUGGUGCUUGACAUUGAACCCCUUUUUAUAUUUAUAUCUGUGUGUUUUGUCUGGAGCAGCUUCAGUUUCUUGUUUCUCAGCAUCUGCCCUCUGAGGGUGGAGCGUCAGGCUGUGCAGAGCCAAGUGGAUUGGAGGCGUUUGUGUGAAGAGAUGAAAUGUGAAAAUCAAAUCCGAUUGGACGAGCUAUUUAACCCUCCAUUUAGCUUUUGUUCUCAUUUGAUAUUUUGAGACUUACUCGUGUUUAACUGUAAUGGUCUGUGCCUACGUAUAAAUAGGAAUCUGUCUGGAGCCUCCUGCAGUGCAGCCCUCUAACAAGAAUAUUCAUUCAGCCCCCAAAGAGUACUUUAGCGUACGCUUCACUAAGGCAAUAAAGACCAAAGGGUCCUCCUAGAGAGCCAAGCACCCCAGUAUUGGUCAUGACAGGGCAGCAGGAUCGGUAGAAUCCAGCACCUUGUCUGUGGCUAUGCUGCCACACGCUCUUACCUAGGAUAAUUAGAUGUGAGUCUAGGACCCAGUUACAAGAUGCACUGAACUGUACCCGUUAAUGAAUGGUUGUGUAGUGCCACUCAGAAGCAGAAGUGCUGCCACGUUCUUCUGUCCGGCCACAGCUGGUAGGGCAUCUGUGCUUUAAAAUCCUGUGUAGAGCAUUAAUUGGACACACUCUUAGUUGUAUCGGAUAGACUUGACUAUCCCAGCAAUGGAAAGCUGUCAGUUCAGGAGCCAUGCAUUGCCUGUAUCCUGAAGAUGUUCUGACACGCUCCUAGUAAAGCAUUAACAAGUUAAAGCAGCAAUUGAAUAAGGAUGUGUGGCUUUCCCACCCUCUGGGAAAGGGAUUUUAGACUGUGGGCAGACUGGCUGCCUUCCAGCUGCAUGGAGUGACUUGGGUAGUUUCCCUUUGUUGAGAGAAAAAAUCGUACAAAUAUACUCAGUUUUUUUAUUUUAAUUCUCUUCACUGACAUAGACCCAUCGCUGUAGUAAAGGGACCUUGUGUACACAAGACCCUGAUUUAUAGCAGUUUCCUCUUUGUUUCUAUAAGAACACUAUAAACCAAAUUAUUUUGAAAUCUGGUGCAUCAACUUGUUGAUUAGCAAUAAAAUGUAGUGUUGUGCAGUGACUUUUUGACUCUUGAUCAGCAAAAUAAUAAACAACAAGCUUUUUUGAAAAAUAAUCCUCUGUUUAUACCAAAACUCUUCUAGGAUCAGGAUACUGAUGUGACUAUACAAAUUUCUAGUGCUCAGGCUUGCUCUUGGAUGUCCUUCUCUUACAAUGUGUGGGAGAAGCCCUUGUUAAUCAGCAUUUGGGCAGAUUCCUGGAAGGAACAGGGCCUUCACUUUGUACGUUUUCCCAGUAACUUAAUUCAUCGUGGUCAGUUUCAAAUGUUAAUGAAUUAUUCUGGUAAGCAUUGGAAUUGUUAACAUGUAAAACUGGGACAUUGUAAAAUUGUCAUAGUAUCUGCAAGUGUGCAGGUGUACGAAAUGAGAAUCGGUUAGAGCUGCAAGUUGGCAACUCCUUUCGAUGCCAUUUUUGUGACUAACGAAAGGAAGGGAAGCUGCCAGCAUCUCUUUGAAUCUGCCCUCUAGUCUUCUAAUGUACCUGGGAUUCACUUUAAUUCCCUCUAGACUGAAUGCUGUCCUGUUCAUCAUGGGAAAAUCUAUUCUGCUUUUCCCUCCUUCCCCCCCCUCCCAAAAAAGGGUACCAAUUUAGCUGUCUGGAUGAUGUAGAGGCUUCCUACCCAAUCUGCUAUAUUACCUGCAUGGACUGAGUUUCCAUUCUAGGUGGUGAUACUAUAUGUCUGGUAUAAAUACCUAUCUACAAAGAAGGCUCCCACCCUAAAAUGACAACCUAGUGCAAGGCAGCUGGGCUUGUGCCCUGCAAGGGUUCCAGGUCAGUUACACCAUGCUUUGUCACCUGCCUCUCUCAAUACUGAGUGACUUUCAAGAGCGUUUCCAUGCUCGGUAUUAGUUCUGGUCAGGGAGCUCUGACCUGAUGUGACCCAAAGUGUUCUCUGUAAAUGGACUUCAGACUGAUGGUCUUGUCGCUGUCUGCACUGUCUUGGAAACCACUGCCAUCCUUGCUGAGUUUCCUGCAUCAUUGGAUAAAGGAAGGUUGUCCCAUUUCCCAUUAACUGCAUUUAACAAUGUAGUUUAAUAAACACCUAUAGAUGAAAACCUCAUUUCUGAUUGGUUUAUACCUGACCCACUUUCUGGUGACUUAGACCUGCACUCCAGCACCAGGCUAGGUGCACAAAUCGAAAUGAGAGCAGAAUUCCUCGUGUUUAACACACCAGGGAGUCCAUGUCAUUUUUUGACUCCAAGUAGAAUCCUUACGUUUGUAGACGGAUUCUGUAGGCACCUCCAUUAAUGUGCUUAAAAUAUAAGGGGCAGAAAUUAGCUCUUAAAAUAGCAGCUGUACAAUAUUUAACUUGUGUUUCUACAUUGUCCUGUUGUGUGAGAAAACUGACCUUGUGCUCUGACUCAUUCUGGUGUGUGUGGGUCCUUCACACACUAUUGUGUCAUUGGAAAAUGUCCUAAUUCCCUUCCUCUGGAGUCCUUCCAAUCUCAGGACAAGUGCCAUUAGGAUGCCAGUUGAGCAGGUGCUUUUGGAAUAUAUUUAAAAUAGGAAGUUACUUCUAGAAACGUGCUCAAAACACCAAUGUUGAUGCUAACCCAUCCCAUAGGGAAGCACUGGGUGAGAGCUAUUCAGUCACUCCAUUUGGUGUGGCAUUGCAGAUCAUGGGCUGCAUCCCCUUUCCUCUUGUGCCAAGUCUGAUUUUUGGUUCAGGUUGGGCUCUUAGCAAACUGUAGAAUGGAGCUGUCUGGAUGUAAUCCUGGGAAAGGCUGGCAGAUCCGGUUUCCUUUUUGGAACUGGGAAGCUAGUGUCCUGUUUUUGCUAACCGCUUAUUGUAGAUCCCCUCUUUGUGUCCAGUCUUCUAGGAGAACUCCUGCUGCACUAGCAGGGUCUUCUGACAGGCAGGGAAAGUGGUUUCAAUGGUUACACCCAUUUUCUAAGAUCAUCCUUCCCAAUUUCUGAGUGAGACAGAGCUCCCAUCUGGGGUUAAAUGAGUUCUGUAUUGGCGUGAUCAGGAAUGCCUGGGAUGAGAGGUGUGUCGCCCUUCUCUGGCCACCCAGCCUGAGGCUUCCAUCUUUAUCUACAGUUCCCAUGCUCCACUGGGCUCCUGUUGUCUGACCUGUCUACGGCUGUGCUUUGUUUUUUUUAAUGCGAACGUGGGAGGGAAUAAGACUCCAGCAGCCUCUGUAUUGUUUUUAAUUUGAUCUAGUAAUAAACAUAAUUAACUUCAAAA
This is a messenger RNA of Chrysemys picta bellii (western painted turtle), 7125 nucleotides long. RefSeq names its product lysine demethylase 4A (gene KDM4A). NCBI's taxonomy places the organism in Eukaryota, Metazoa, Chordata, Testudines, Emydidae. Gene Ontology annotation, cellular component: nucleus; chromatin. The record is from RefSeq and is a predicted model, not a curated record. Gene Ontology annotation, biological process: regulation of gene expression; chromatin remodeling. Gene Ontology annotation, molecular function: histone H3K36 demethylase activity; histone H3K9 demethylase activity.